GCUCAUUGCCCAGCCUGUCCUAGCAAGGUGGACUACCUAAAACUAUCUACUCCCGCCCCUCACCAAAAACCCAAAACAUUGGUUUUCUGGAUCUUACCACUAAUACAUACAUACAUAGUAUUCUGUACAGCCAGAUAUUAGGACAGGUGCUGUUUAUGAUCUUUUCCUUUCCAAGUUUACUUGGUCAUUAUCUUUUAGUGCUGCUAAAGAAGUCAAUAAUUUACUUAUUUCUAUGGAGUAGUGAUUUGUUUAGCUUUACAGUCUGCUGUACCGCACUGGUUCCUCACCCCUCAAUUUUUUUUUAUCUAUUGCCUCCAUUGUCCUUGUUCUUUCUUUUUCAUUUUCUCUUUUUGGGUGAUAAUUUCCCCAUCUUUGGAUUCAUUUGUUCGAUCGGGGUUGGCUCCUGCAAUAUUAUUUUCAUCCCCUUUCUCUUGGUCGACUGCCACGAGGUUUGCUAUUCCCUCUACGAACUUCUGGGGGGCUUUCCCUGCUCUGGUGCGCACUCUUGGCACUCGAUCCGCCUACUGGUUUAAGCCUUCCCUCCUGCUAUUCGCCCGUCCGUUUCUCAACCUUCCAUCUCACGGACACCUCCACUCAACACCCACCGUUCGGAUAUUCCGCCCAUCCAGAGCACCCCUCUUAGCCAGUGCUCCACCGAUUACAGUCUGCU
Aspergillus pseudonomiae is the source of this 670-nucleotide messenger RNA. RefSeq lists its product as uncharacterized. The record is from RefSeq and is a predicted model, not a curated record. The transcript has 2 exons. Lineage: Eukaryota; Fungi; Ascomycota; Eurotiomycetes; Eurotiales; Aspergillaceae. The coding region runs from base 156 to 533 and encodes 125 amino acids.